AUGUUGUGUAUCCUCGCUGUAUCUCUUCUUGCUCUGUCCGCCGUAAGCACGAGCACGCCCACCACCCACUCCACAUUUCCCGUCGUAGGAGCUUGGUAUACCGGUUGGCAUGCUACUGAGGGGUUCCCGCUGUCUUCAGUCAGCUGGGGGAAGUACAAUACACUGUACUACUCAUUUGUAACACCCACUUCAAGCGUCGACAGUUUGAGCCUGGACGGUUCUAAUGGCGAUCUACUUCCUCAGUUCGUUUCAGAUGCCCAUUCAAACGGUGUCGCAGCCCAUGUUGCUGUUGGAGGCUGGCUUGGGAGUGUUUGGUUCUCUUCUAGCAUUGCUACAUCUGAAAACCGGACGGCAUUCGUCAAGACCGUGGCAAAAUUUGCUCAUCAGUACAACGUUGAUGGCAUCCAGUUCGACUGGGAGUAUCCCGGCAGGCAGGGUGCUGGUUGCAAUACCAUUAACGUCAAUGACACAUCCAAUUUCCUCAAUUUCCUCCAAGAGCUACGCCGAAACCCAGUGGGAGCAAAUCUGACACUCUCGGCGGCGGUAUCCCUCGCACCCUUCACAGGCGCUAGCGGAAAUCCUUCUGCUGAUGUCUCCGGUUUUGCGCAGGUUUUCGAUUACAUCACCUUGAUGAACUAUGACGUUUGGGGUUCUUGGUCUGAGCAUGUGGGACCAAACGCACCGUUGAACGACACCUGCGCCUCAUCCACGAACCAAAAGGGCUCUGCUGUUUCUGCAAUCAAGGCUUGGACUGCCGCAGGCAUGCCGGUCAACAAGAUCGUGCUUGGAGUUGCUUCCUACGGCCACUCGUUCAGCGUAUCUCCCUCUGCCGCCUUCGAGUCUGGCACGAAGACGCUAGCUGCAUACCCCGCUUUCAACGCCUCGAAGCAGCCCUUGGGUGACGUGUGGGAUGACACUAGUAGCGUUGAUGUUUGCGGCGUGAGCCAUGGCCCAGGUGGCACUUUCAGAUUUUGGGGCCUCAUGGACGACGGCUUUCUUACCAAAGAAGGCACGCCUGCCGAUGGCAUUUACUAUAGAUAUGACGAAUGCAGUCAGACUCCGUAUGUAUAUAAUGAGACUUCGCAAGUUAUGAUCUCCUUCGACAAUACUCAGUCUCUCGCUGCCAAGGGCAAGUUUAUUCAGGAAACUGGGCUGCGCGGUUUCACGAUGUGGGAGGCUGCUGGUGAUUACGACGAUAUGCUCCUAGAUUCUAUUAGCAAUGCUAUGGAGUGUUAA
Messenger RNA from Suillus subaureus, 1236 nucleotides. Its product is annotated as glycoside hydrolase family 18 protein. Gene Ontology annotation, biological process: chitin catabolic process; carbohydrate metabolic process. The transcript is spliced from 5 exons. Gene Ontology annotation, cellular component: extracellular region. Gene Ontology annotation, molecular function: chitinase activity; chitin binding. The record is from RefSeq and is a predicted model, not a curated record. NCBI's taxonomy places the organism in Eukaryota, Fungi, Basidiomycota, Agaricomycetes, Boletales, Suillaceae. The coding region runs from base 1 to 1236 and encodes 411 amino acids.